This is a messenger RNA of Kwoniella botswanensis, 1401 nucleotides long. Its product is annotated as argininosuccinate lyase. The record is from RefSeq and is a predicted model, not a curated record. NCBI's taxonomy places the organism in Eukaryota, Fungi, Basidiomycota, Tremellomycetes, Tremellales, Cryptococcaceae. The transcript has 7 exons. Gene Ontology annotation, cellular component: cytosol. The coding region runs from base 1 to 1401 and encodes 466 amino acids. Gene Ontology annotation, molecular function: argininosuccinate lyase activity.
AUGUCUUCAGAACAAGAUUUUACCAAGAGGAAAUUAUGGGGAGGUCGAUUCACAGGAUCAACCGACCCAUUAAUGCACGAAUUCAAUCAGUCUCUCAAAUACGAUAAACGAAUGUACGCUGCCGACGUCAAAGGGUCAAUUGCGUUCUCGAAAGCAUUGUUGAAGGCUGGUAUCGUGAAUGAAAAGGAACAGAAGGAGAUCGAGAGGGGUUUGAAGGUUGUCGAAGGUGAAUGGGCUGAAGGCAAGUUCGCCAUCCAGCCCGACGACGAAGAUAUCCACACCGCCAACGAGAGACGAUUAUCUGAAAUUAUCGGUAAAGAUAUUGGAGGUAAAUUGCAUACCGGUAGAUCUAGGAAUGACCAGGUUGCUACCGACAUGAGAAUCUGGCUCAUGGAUGAAUCCGCCCAAGUCGAACAAUAUCUCAAAGACCUCCUGAACGUCAUGGUCUCCCGAGCUGAAAAAGAAGUCGACGCCAUAAUGCCAGGAUAUACCCAUCUCCAACGAGCUCAACCAGUCCGAUGGUCCCACUUACUCUUAUCCCACGCUCAAUCGUUUUUAUCUGACUUGGAUAGACUCAGACAACUCCAACCUCGUAUCUCGGUCUUACCAUUAGGUUCAGCAGCUUUGGCAGGUAACCCUUACUCCCUCGAUAGGGAAUUGCUCAGAAAGGAGUUAGGUUUCCAAUCGAUCGGUGAGAACUCAAUGCACGCUGUAGCAGAUAGAGACUUUAUUGUGGAAUGGUUACAAUGGGCUAGUUUGUUGCAAAUUCACAUGUCGAGAAUGGCGGAGGAUUUGAUCAUCUACUCGUCGGCUGAAUUUGGUUUCGUUCAAUUGAGUGAUGCUUAUUCCACCGGAUCAUCCAUCAUGCCCCAAAAGAAGAACCCCGACUCCCUUGAAUUGCUUCGAGGUAAAGCAGGACGAACCUUCGGUCAGAUGGCUGGAUUCAUGAUGUCCUUGAAAGGUGUACCAUCAACUUAUAACAAGGAUUUGCAAGAGGAUAAGGAACCAUUGUUCGAUGCUGUUGAUACUAUCUCUGCGGCGUUGAGAAUAGCUGAGGGCGUGAUUGCUACUUUGACUAUCAACCCUACCAAGAUGUCCCAAGCUCUCACUAUGGACAUGCUAGCAACCGACAUAGCAGAUUACUUAGUCCGAAAGGGAGUACCAUUCAGGGAGACACAUCAUAUCUCCGGACGAUCCGUCGCUUUGGCAGAACAGCAAAAAAUCCAGAUUUCAGAUUUGACGAUGGAACAAUGGAAAGAGCUCAGUGAGCAUUUCACGGAUGAUGUGAUGGACGUUUUCGAUUUUGAGAAUUCGGUGGAGAAACGAAAUGCUAUUGGUGGACCGGCUAGAUCGAUGAUCAAGAGACAGGUUGAUAUUGCCAGAGAGAGGAUUGGGAACUAA